Molecule: messenger RNA, 3197 nt
Organism: Polyodon spathula (Mississippi paddlefish)
Lineage: Eukaryota; Metazoa; Chordata; Actinopteri; Acipenseriformes; Polyodontidae
Product: BRCA1-A complex subunit RAP80-like
Exons: 15
Coding region: 341-3073 (910 amino acids)
Biological process (GO): positive regulation of DNA repair; double-strand break repair
Cellular component (GO): BRCA1-A complex
Molecular function (GO): histone binding; K63-linked polyubiquitin modification-dependent protein binding
Source: RefSeq, a predicted model, not a curated record
CUGUGGUUGUUGUUGUCUGUGUGCGAGGAUUUAAGUGCAGGGGAUCUUGUUUUCCGGGAAGCAGGGGGAUGUUUAGCUUGAAUGUUGUUUUUAUUCAGUAAACAAGUAAACGCAAACCAUUGACAUCAAUUUGAAAUAUUUGUGAACUCGCACUGGUUGCUGAUACUUCGCUCCUGCUGUAAACAGCAACGUUAUCGAUGCUGUCAAACAAAUAACGCAUGUUUUUUUUUUUUUAUUACCCUCUAAAUAUUCUCGGUUUUUUGUUUUGUUUUGUUUUGUUUUGUUUUAUUUUUUUUGACGUUGAUGCCCAACACAGAAGUACGUUUAAUCAUACAAAAACAUGCCACGCAAGAGGCGAAAUCCCUCAGGGGAAGAGAUGGCCGUUUCUAGGAGGACGAGGCAGCGCACCAAUACCAAUAAAAACACGAACCAGUCUAUAGUCAUUUCUGACAGCGAAAAUGAGGAAGGAGAUCGUGGAUUGGUGCAAAGGCAGGACGGACGUUUGCGGGAAAGAGAGAAAAUAAAGCGACACAGCCCAGAGAUGACAGAGGAACAGAUGCUAGACCUGGCAGUGAGAAUGAGUGAACAGGAGGCCAGUCAAACACGCGAAGAAGAGGAGGCCCUGAGGAAGGCUAUUGAAGAGAGUCUUUGUGAAAACAGAGUUUCCCAUAAAGCGGACCAGAGCAGACCAGCGGGUGUUCAACAAAACCUAGGGAAUAAAGGAAAAGAAAAAACGCACUCCACUGAACCAGAUGCCAGUCUUCUGGGAGACUCCCAGAGGGAAUCCAUCCUCGGGAAGGUUAAUCCUAGAGAGCGAAGCCCCAUUCUCGUCUUGGAGAAGUUGAGCCAAGAUGUGGUUGGCAGCUGCCAGGAGUUGGGUUUCAUCGAAUGUUCACAAGACUGUCCUUUGACAGUAACACCUCUAUCUGCUAAAAGAACGAGCGAGGGGAACCAAUUGAAACGUAAAUUCCGAAGGACAGAUCCGGUAGGCAGCAGUCGAGCCGACGGAGGGGAGGGCUCGUCAGCAAACCUGUGCAGCGGCAAGAGAAGAGGGCAGCAGGGCAGCACAACUCCUCAGGAACUGGAGACCUGCCAGCAUCCUGCAGACACCCCCCAUUGGCCCCCGGAGAAGGAAAAAAGAACCUGCCGUAAAACUGAACAGAACAGAUCCCCCCUAAGGAUGGAAGAGGAUGCUUCUCUAAAAGUCAUCACGUUGGACGACUUCCAGGAUUCUGAGUCCCUCUUGAGUAGUAGCAAUGGUCCCCAGUGCUUGCAAAGCGGCGAGCAGAGUCCCGUACUUAUGAUGGGGAGUCAAGACAUGGUUGGCAACUGCCAGGAGAUGAGUUCCCUCACCUGUUCCCUCACUUGUUCACAAAGUCUUUUGACAUUCUCGCCUUUGAAGAAUCCUCUGCCUUCCAUGAAUCAGGAUUCUCCCUAUCCUAAGAGUCCCACAUUCCCUAAAAAAAAGAACGAGGAGAACCGCUUGAGUAGGACAUUCUCAAGGAGAGACACGGUACACCCAAAUCGAGCUGACAGAGGAGAGAGCUCUUCAGCGAACCUCGCCAGCAGUGAUGGAAGAGUGAAGCAGGGCAGCACACCUCCCCAGGAACCAGAGACCUCUCAGCAUUGUUCAGCAGCCUACAGUGAGAACUCAAACACCCCUCUCAGCUGCCCCUCGACACAAGUGGAUAUAGAGGGGGCAGGUAGCAUGUCCCGGGGAGAGGGCGCGGUGCACUAUUACUGGGGUGUCCCCUUCUGCCCCCAGGGUUUGAACCCAGACGAUUACACCAAGGUGAUCCUGUGCCAGCUGGAGGUGUAUGAGAAGAGCCUGAAGCAGGCUCAGAGGGGGCUGCUGCGCAAGGCAGAGUGGGGGGAGCCCGUGCUCACAGCCUCCCAUGAAACACUCUCCUCCCGCAGGACCAGUCUCUCCCGACUGGGCAAGGGGGCAGGUAACAGCCGGAGCUUUCAGGGCAUUCAGAGCCCUCGGCACAGCGAGCAGGAGGAAGGAGAGGAGAAGAGCUCUCAGCAUGACAAGGAGGGCAGAGAGAGAAGAGAGGAGGAGGAACAACAGGAAGAGGAGACAUCCAACUCGCAGCAGCAGGCAGUUAGUAUGGCAUCUUCAGCAAUGAUCAGAGCAGAAGGCACCACGGAGACCUGGCUGAACUUGAGAAGGAGACGUGGCCUGAGGGAGAGGAGCCCCAGAGAGCCAGAGGAGCAGCAGGAACAGAGAGUAGAGGAGGAGGAGGAAGAGAUGGACUUGGACAUCUGUCCAGAAAGCCAGCUCAGUGAAGAGUCCAGCCAGCCUCUGCUUAAAGAUACCCCUGCAGGGACACAGUGCCUGGAGGAUGUUGUAGAGAAGCCAGGCUCAGCCCCCGUCUUACAGAGAGGACAGCGUGUGGAGUGUCCAAUCUGCAUGCAGAGCUUCCCAAAGAACCGCAUUGAGAUGCACGCAGCCUACUGUGAUGGAACCAGGGAAUCUGAGGAGGUGGAGGAGGAGACUGCCUCACAGGUGAUGAGCCUGAGACGAAGCAUCAGGAAAGCAGGCUCCUCGGAUGCUGCUGAACCCAGUACGUCCUGCUCUGACAGAUCAGCUCAGAAGGAGAAGUGCUACAUCUGCCAAGACUGGAUUUCAAUAAAGGAGUACCAGAGCCACGUCGACAACUGCAUUAGCAGGGGCAGAAACUGGAAAAGCAAGAAGCUCCUGGCUGCUUUAGAGCAUUCAGAACGUAAAGAUUCAGGAAAUGCAGAGGUUGGCACUUCAGAUUCCUUUAUCAACCACAGAGAAGACGGUGGGCUUGUCUCGUGCCUGGAUGAUGAGGAGCAGGAGCCUGGCAGUGGUGGGGACGAGCCUGCUUGCCCCUUCCAAUUGAGCGAUUCUCCCAUCAGAUCCUUUGUGCCCAUCUCCCAAGCCACGGACUGCCUCGUUGACUUCAAAAAGCAACUAACGGGGCCGACUGAAGGGCACAAGAGGAAGAAUUUCAUUACCAAAAUAGGAAAGAUCCUGACACCCAGGAGUCAUGCAUUCCUACAAGUAAAUGAUGAGGCUACACGCGAUGAAGAUAGGAGCAAAUGAGCUAAACGUUUAUACACCAAACAGAAGUGAAACUCAGAUUCAAAUUACAUGUGAAGUUGCACAGUACGACUUGCACUCAAACCUUUGCUUAAAAUGGGAACAUGUAAGGGGACAAUUUAAUAAA